AUGAAACCCAAUGAUCUUCUACAAGAAUUUACUGAUUUUAGGAGAAAACUAAAAGCUGAUAUUUAAAAAACUGAAUUUUCUAAAAGUCCACAAAAAAAUUUCACUAAAACUCAGACUUCACCAUAAAAAUCAAAUUCAGGUUUCAAAUAAAAAAUCAAUUUCUCCAAACACAAAAGUCAUUUACAAGAGAGAUGUAAUACAAUGUCAUCUACAUAAAAACAUAACUAUUUUUCAUAGACUUACAAUCUUUAAUUCUAAUGCAUUACACAUGAUAAACUAAAUUCUUAGGAGCAAAAUACAUUAUCCCUCAAAUCUAAAAAAUAACCAAUUAGCAAAAUAUUGAAUAUAACCGAUAGAAUACUCAGUUAUACAGAAUUACAUAAUUUUUGCUUUACACUUUAACAAAUUUAGGAUGGAGAUAUUAGAGAAUUACCAAAUGAAUAUAAGUAGCUCUUAAAAUAAUUAGCAUAAUUAAUAUAGAAAAAAAUAGGAGCAACGGAUUUCUGA
Messenger RNA from Paramecium octaurelia, 507 nucleotides. NCBI's taxonomy places the organism in Eukaryota, Ciliophora, Oligohymenophorea, Peniculida, Parameciidae. The record is from the annotation of a GenBank genome assembly.